Fonsecaea erecta is the source of this 555-nucleotide messenger RNA. RefSeq lists its product as hypothetical. The record is from RefSeq and is a predicted model, not a curated record. Gene Ontology annotation, cellular component: mitochondrion; mitochondrial inner membrane. Lineage: Eukaryota; Fungi; Ascomycota; Eurotiomycetes; Chaetothyriales; Herpotrichiellaceae. The coding region runs from base 1 to 555 and encodes 184 amino acids. Gene Ontology annotation, biological process: mitochondrial respiratory chain complex IV assembly. The transcript is spliced from 2 exons.
AUGGCAGACGAUACACGGCAGCUUAACACACUACCAGCUGAUGAAAACCCUCAGUCAAAUGCCCGUCCUUUCACAAGACCGAAACCCAAACAUGAUUUCCCAAGAACGCAGGCUGGAAAAAUGUGGGAAAUGCUGGGUAAUCCCGCGGAGCCAGCAAAUACCUUGCCCGGAGGGUCCUACAACUCAGCAGGUGGCAAACCUCCCGAGGUGACCUGGAGAGAUGCCUUCAACUUCUCAUACGAAGGAAAAGGCCCUUCCUGGUAUCAGGUACCAUGUGCAAGAGAUGCACUGCUUGUUGGACUUUCUUCAAUGUUGAUCACCACCAACUUGGCAGUCGCUGGAUUCGCACUCUCAGCCUCCGGAAUGUACUAUUGGUGCGAUCAACGACGGCGAGAGGAAGCAAGAGGCAUGGCAAUGGCUGUUCAGGGCAUGAGGAUGCUGCAUGAGAAGAAAGCUCGGGAGAAAGCCGCCGAGGACGCUGCGCGAGUAGCGGCGGCUGCGGAUAUCGAGGAGAAGGAACGAAAGAGAAGAGCUCAAUGGUACAAAUUCUGGUAA